AUGAAUAUUUGGCCAACCAAUAAGGUAGGGAUGUUAUAUAACUUAUAAUAUAACUUACUGACCGAGAGUGAGGGCAGUACUGGAAAAUAUCCAACCGAGGACUUUCUGUGUUGACCGAGCUAUAGCGAGGUCAAUACAGCAAACCGUGGUUGGAUAUUUUCCCGUACCUCCCGAACGGUUGAGGUCAGUGUAAGUGUUUUACUAUAUCGCAUUUUAUUAUAUUACAUUUGCAAAAAAUGUGAGGGAAAGUCACGCGAGGCCUUCAGUCUUUUGAAUGGUGAUUUUUAAGGCGCAUUUCAGCCCUUUUAAUAGACCUUUCCCCUUAUAACCAAAAUUUUGAUCUAGGCAAGUCUAGACAAAUAUUUCAUCACAGUUUGAAAGAGCAUCACAAAAUUAGUACUAGAAAAUACAUGCAUGCAGAAACCCUCGCCUUGCUGACAAAACCAUUGUAUUUUCCGAACAUGAAGUAUCUAAGUUGUCAUGGUAACACGAUAAUUUUUUAAGAAUAUUCUUACAAAUGAAAAAUCGCCUAUAAAUAUCACUUUUAAUCACAAAAUUAUUAAUUUCCCAACAUAUAUAUGUUAGGUAUGUUAUUAUACGUAAUAUAAGCCUCGAUUUAUGGUAAAAUUCAACCACAAACGCUUCGCAAAGCGUUUUAAAGUCAUUAGUGUUCUUUAAUAUAAAACUAAACUGCCUUUUAAAAUGGCUUUAUCGAUAAACUUUGAGUUUGCAAUAAAAUGAUUUAAAAUUCUCGCUUGCAAAUAACUUUGCUUUGUUAUUUAUUUAAAAAAUUCAAUAUCAUAAAAAAGGGAAUCAAUAUUAAAGAUACACUGAAAUUAUAUGCUGUCUUGUUUAGUUGUUUCAUAUACGCAAAGGCCGUCGGGUUUUAAAUCCAUUAUAAAAUCAAUAUUUAAAACAAACUUACCUUCGUUAACGUCGGCUCCCUUCUUUUAGCCGAUUCUUUCGCAGUUUCUUUCUCAGAGAGCUUUUGAAAUUUACAAAAUCUUGCAAAAAUGCGAGCAAAAUGAAAUAUAUUUGCAAGAAAUUUAUCAAUCAUCAAAUCAAGAAAUGUUUGCUAUUUCGCUGUCGUCAUGCAGUCGUUAUAAUGCAAACUUUAAAUUGGACCAAUCAGUGUCCGCUAUUCGUGACAGUCCGCCAUAUUUUUGAGAUCAGUGAGGAUGACCACCCACCCAACACCGUUGGUGACCCACGCCCGCGAUAUUUGAUGAACUUUAGACUCCGCUAAUGCUUUCGUUUCCCCGGGUGUAAAUAGCCGGGGGGAAUUAGUACCCUCGCACGGCGCUUCGCGCCGUCGGCUCGGGGAAUAUUCCAAAGUUUCGUUGCGAAAUGUUGUAAAAUGAGGAAAAUAGAGCCUUGCGAAGUUUGCAAUUUUCAGUCAUUUUGCAUUACAAACGGGAAAUUGUAGCCCCAACACACGAAUCGGAUGUCAAUUUCCCGUUUGUAAUGCAAAAUGACUGAAAAUUGCAAACUUCGGAAGGCUAUAUUAUCCGCAUUUUACAAGAUUUUGCAACAAAACUUUGGAAUAUUACUAAUUUUGUGAUGCUCUUUCAAGCUGUGAUGAAAUUUCUACGAAACUACGAAAAUCAAUUAAGCAUAAUUCAAGAUCAGCAAACUAAAUGUUUUUAACAUUUUAAAACAUUUUUAUUGUUAUAAACAUUGAGUUUACUUAUCUUGAAUUAUGCAUAAUUGAUUUUCCUAGUUAGUUUUUUUUUAAUUAAAAGGGCUGAAAUGCGCAUUAAAAACCAUCAUUCAAAAGGCUGAACUGUGGAAGAACUGAAACACUUUUAUUAAAAGUUCGCUUGGUAGCUUUCCUCGACUUUCCUCUAGCUUAUUUAUUAUAAUUAUGUAUUGUGUUCUUCCUCGGACUUCUUCACCUUAACCGGAAAAAAACCCCGGUUAGGCAGCCUGUGUAUGUAAUCCGCUCUCAGAUUGUUCGUGUUCUCAUAACCUAAAAAUUUCACCAUUAGCAUAUAAGAAAUAGUAAUAUCUCUGAUCCCGAGUUAUACCAAAACUUUAUCAGCGGCUUGCGCUUGUCUCUUGUAGAUACAAUUUUCAAGCCGCAAGUAUAGAUAGAUUUUCUGUUCGGACUUCUUAUUGUUUCAGACAUCGUUAUGUAUAUUUUACAGCAAAAUCCCAGAGGAAACGUGGUUUAAAUACAAGCAACAGUAAACCUGGAGACUCGCCACAGAUUAACAUCCCUAGUGAUAUUGGUGUGGUGAUAGCUGAAGAAGCUAAGAAAGUGGGACAGCAAAUGAGAAUGUAAGUUUAAUGAGUUUGUUGGGGGGUAUCGGUAGACUUCAUAUACCUUAUAGUGUUGGCCGCAUUUUGCGCGAUGCUGCUGUGGGUAGGUGGGCACCUCCCCUGAGAUAUUUUCCACCUCCCUUGAAAAUUCAUGCACUUCCUCUUGAAAAAGUUAAAUGAUGGGUCAAAGUCAAAGUUUGACUCAAACGUCACACAGAGAUGAUGAUCCGUAUCCCAACGGAUUCAUCUCACUUUUCUCUUCAUCUUGAGAUUACGUACAGGGGAAUGUAGGCGUACUAAAUAUAAACUUGGAGGCGAAAAGUUUUAUUUGAAGUCCACCGUGUGUUAGUACUGUUCUGGGUCCAACUUUUGUCCUACAUUUGUCCUAUAUUUUUCCUACUCUAUUCUUGCUUUUCCUAAAAUGCUAGCUAACCCUAUUUUAUCUUACUGUACUUAUUUUACAUAAGGAUGCCAGCUAAAGCCCACAGAUCUAGAGAUUAUAAAAUAAUAGUGUGGGCAUUGUGGGGAACUAAUUGUGGGGAACUAAUUGUGGGGAACUAACGGUUUCGAGAGCUACGACGUAGUAUCAAAAGCUUGAUAAGAUCUAAGAAGCGUGAAUACAUUUCCACCAUGGCAAGCUCAGUUAAAGAUAAACCCAAGGAUUAAUUUCUGGAGAUUAUUGAAAGCUAAGACGAGCGGCUCUUCUCUUCCUGACACUAUGACUCACAACGACCAACAAGUCACAACUGCAGAAGGGAAAGCCGAUGCUUUCAACAAAUAUUUCGCCUCCAUUUUUCGUCCCGUUUCGCCAAGUUCUCCCAUUGUUUCUCCGUCUCUUUCCAGUCAGAAUAAUCUCGAUUCUAUUAUCAACAGAAGAAGUUAGUUAUCUUCUACUAAUAAAACCUCUUGACGGACAAAGCCACUGGACCUGAUGGAAUAUCUGCCAGAUUGUUGAAAGAAUGUUCGAACAAAUUGCUCCGUCUUUAACAGCGCUAUUCAACAAGUCCCUUUCUCUCGGUAAAGUUCCUCAGGAAUGGAAAGAAGCUAACGUAGUUCGCUUCCUAAGAAAGGUCACAUUCAUGAAAUCAGCAAUUACCGAGCGAUUUCCUUGCUGUCCUUAGUCUCCAAACUUCUUGAACAAGUCGUUCAUAUUCACGUGUCUGAGUUUGUUCAAUCCUUGCUAAGUGACUUACAACAUGGUUUUUGCAGAAAACGAUCUUGUACCACUCAACUUCUUCGCGUUUUCACGACGUUGGCGUGGCUUUAGAUUCCGGAAAAGAAGCUGACAUGAUUUAUUUAGACUUCUCGAAAGCCUUUGACGCAUUUCGGGUACAUUGUUGAAGUGGUUCACGGAUUACUUGAAUGAAAGGCGACAACGAGUGGUAGUUGACGGAAUAUCAUCCUCCUUUCUUUACGCAACGUCAGGCGUCCCACAAGGGAGUAUAAUUGGACCUCUUCUAUUCUUGAUCUUUGCAAACGAUCUUCCGAACGCAGCUAAGCACAACACGGUUCCUAUGUUUGCUGAUGACAGUAAAUGUUACCGUCAGAUAACCCAGCCACGUGAAAGAAAUCUACUUCAAUCCGUCCUGGAUUCUCUCCAUCAUUGGUCAUCCACAUGGGAUCUAAAUUUUAAUACCAAGAAAUGUGCCGCUCUCCGAUUUUCACGGAGAAAAACGUCUGCUCCAACCCAAGGUUUUGUCUUAUAUCAAAAACCAUUUAAGUUUUUCGCGACUCAGAAUGAUUUGGUAUCUUGGUUAGCAACGAUUUGAAAUGGUCCUCUCAUGUUAUCAAUAUAGUCGCUAAAGCUAACAGAAUGCUUGGGUUUCUACGACGAAAUUGUUUCCACCUCACUGAUGUGAACGCUCGUCGCCUUCUGUAUCUGUCUCUGGUUCGUUCUCACUUGUCAUUUGGAUGUGAAAUCUGGGCCCCUCAAGGACCUUCUGCUGCUUUGCUUCGUCUCGAGGGCAUUCAACGUCGAGCUACGAAAUUCAAUCUCAAAGAUUAUGAAUCUUCCUAUCCUGAUCGUUUGAAAAAACUCAAUCGAAUUCCUCUAUCUUAUUGGCAUGAAUUAAAGACAUCAUCUUCUUCUAUAAAUGCAAAUCUGGACUGUACGAACUUGACACGAAUCAAUUCAUUAACCAACCUCUUCAUCACUCAAUCCGUUCCAGUUCUGGCGAUUUUUUUCGUCCAAAUUUCUGUAAAACUUCUCUCUUUAGAGACUCGUACUUUAAUAGAAUUGUUUUUUUGUGGAAUAAUCUACCUUAUGGUAUAAAAGCGUCCUCUUCAGUUGCUAUCCUUAAGACUAAACUUAUAUAUAUAUACCGGGUGGGGCAAAAAAAAGUACGACUGUUUGAUUUACUAUGACUCAAAAACUAAAAGAGCUAUUACACUUAAAUAAAUCACCCUAUAUUCCGCGAUGUUUAACUUAGAUUUUGAUAUAUGUCUGGUGCAUUUUCAUGCGAUUAUGACUGAGAUAAUUGUGUUUAAACUUACGCGAACAUUUUUGGAACCGCCAAUAAUUAGCUGAAAAGCCCGUAUUAAACUAAUUCAAUAACCGUUACGAUUUGUUCGCGAUUAUUGUUUCAAUGAAGUGAUGUCGAAGUUAUAGAAAUAUUUCUUCAUUCACAGACUUUUUAUUUUUUGUUUUACGAUGUUGGACAAUGGAUGUGAACUUAUAAGGCCGAUUUUAUUAAAAGUUUUGUUCGUAGAAGGUAUCCGAUACCCGUGGGAUAGGUAGUCUGUAUGUUCUAAUGAGUCUAGAACGAGUUGUCCCAUUUCACGGGCAAGAUGUUGCAAUUGUGCCGGGGAACAUGAAUUUUCUGAUGAAUAGAUGAUUGCUUUUGAACAACAAGCGUUAACGUAUUGACUAUAGAGUAUAACGCGUCUUAACACAAGUUGUUUUUGUAUAUAAAGGUAUUAAUAUUUAAUAGGCCGUUUUUAGCUUAAUUCUCUCAGUUUCAAAAAUGUUACUCUUGUUCAAAUGCACGUAUCUUUGUCAAUAUGGCAUGGAAAUGUGCAUGGCAUAUAUCAAAAUUUAAGUUAGACAUCGCUGAAUGCCAAUAAACGUGUUUUAUUGCAAUUGCUCUUUUAGUUCUGAUGUUAUACCAAUUCAAAGAGUCGUACUUUUUUUUGCCCCACCCGGUAUAUAUAUAUAUAUAUAUAUAUAUAUAUAUAUAUAUAUAUAUAUAUAUAUAUAUAUAUAUAUAUAUAUAUAUAUAUAUAUAUAUAUAUAUAUAUAUAUAUAUAUAUAUAUAUAGGGUGUAUAAAAAAAACGGAGUCCAACUUUUGUGCUUAAUAACUUUCGUACUGCUACUUCUAAUAAAACGGUUUUAGGCUUAUUUUAUAGCCUGUUCAUUUAUCUUUCGACCAAAUGGUCAUCCGUGUCUUUAGUGCAAGUAAUAAAUGCACAGGAGAAAAUUUAGUAAAACCUAUCAUGUUUAGAUGCCACUUAAUUAUACAAAUUUACUGUGUUAUUCCAUAGUCGGUUGCAAUGUUAGAAUUUUUUUGUUCAAACUUUAAUGUUCUUGUUGCCACAUCGGAAAAACUAGUAAGAACUUGUUAAAAACAUUCUAAAAGAGAUUAGGUUGUUUUAUUUAUUUCAAAAUCCUAUAUUAUUUCCAGAAAUCAUCAAAACAACCUUACGUCCAUGCAUCGUCCGAACGAGCACCAUCGAAUCGGGCCGUAAUGUAAAUAUAAAUUAGCAAGUUGACAGCAAGCUAAAACACGCUUCAGCCCGUAUUAUAACGCAUUUGAAGUCAGCAAGUGAAUUUAAAAUAGUGUAUUGGAAGCCAUUAUUACUUGAUUUUUACAAGCAAUUGCCAAAAUGCCUCAAUUUGCUCGUUUUGUUGACAAAAUAAGUUAUUUUCAUCAAGUACCGGUUUGUUAUUGCAUCUCAAAUUUUUGACUCUCCAAUCGCAAUCACUUAAAAUAUUAUUAUUCACGAACUUCUGGAUUAUAUUUACGAAACAACCCACCGUUGAAAAGCUGAAUGUCUAUAUACGCUUUAAAAUAAAUGUAAACCUGGACGUUUUGCUUUAAUAUUCGUUUCGAAAUUUAUAUUUGAAGCGAGGACCCCGUUUUUUAUGAUACACCGUUUUUUAUGCGUUGAUGGCCCGUAUUGUACCACAUGCGCUUGGGAGAGCAAGUGUCAUGUAUAUCAAUACGAAAGUCAUCGCGUGUCUAGAUGUGUACCAAGCUGCACUGAUGAGGCGUAGGACGCCGAAACAUGCAUGUCUGCAGAUUGUACUAUAUAUAUAUAUAUAUAUAUAUAUAUAUAUAUAUAUAUAUAUAUAUAUAUAUAUAUAUAUAUAUAUAUAUAUAUAUAUAUAUAUAUAUAUAUAUAUAUAUAUAUAUAUCAUACCAAUAAACUGAACACUGUCUAAUUCGAUAUAAAUAGACCUAGAACGUGGAAAACUCUGUGUAGCAAGUGUCGUUCGUUGCAAACAAACUGUUGUUCGUAAAUAUGUAGGAAUGUAUAGUCAUAGUUCAUGAAUACUGUGAUUGUAAUUUUAUGUACCGUUAUAUGUUUAGUGUAAUUUUUGUUAAUUUUUUGGUUGGACUUUAUAAGGAACUAAUGUUCUGUUGUCCUUUCCAUCAAUCGUGCGAUUGUUAAGUUAAUAAAAAAAAAAGAAGAAAAUCGGGAGACAAAUUCAAGCUCCUAAUGAGGGCAAAUAGCGCGCUCUGUCUGGCUAAAAUCUCGUUGCCCGGAUGUAAAGUUUCGUUUCCCGGAUGUAAAGCCGCAAUGUUUAGUAGAAGCGGGAAAUUAUGAGACUAACACAACUUUGAAGCCAUUGAUUUUUUACAGUUUUAACAUAGUUCAAGCAAGGACUGAAAGCUUGAAUGUUUUAAAGAUUGGUGUUUUCUUCGUGACUUCGGCACGUCUAAAUUUGUAUCCUCUUACACGAUAUAAAACGGAAAUUCGUCAACUUUUUUCGCCACAAAUAAAUGUAAAACAGUCAAGACGGUUGAUAACACCAGGAUCGAAUACUUGAAUUAUAGCCAAAAAAUAAAUAAUAAUAAUUUCUUGGUUUUACAUCCGGGUAUAACUAAAAUUCCCCGCUAUUUGCAAGCUUCAAUUUAUCCCUUUCGUUUGCCUGAAUUUUUCCUACAAUACCUCCUCUACUCUUAUAAUCUCUAUCAUAAACCUGAUUUACUGUAUUUACAAUCAUCACGGAAUUUAUAAACUAUUUUUCUGCUUUGUUUUCCUCAUCUUGCAGUAAUUCCCAGUCUGCGAAGUACACAAAUGUUGAAAGACCAAAAGAAAGCCAGCCGACUGUUCCAAAUGAUCCCACGAGUUCCCCGCGUAAUGCAACUGCUCUGGAGAACUACAGGGAAGUUAACCAUGUCGAGUUAACUGGUGAUAUUCACAGUACAAGUGAACAGCAGAAUAUUCUAGCUGAUGGCAUAUUAAUGGAGCAAUUGGCAGGCAUCCAAGGUGCUAUAGAUGUUAUGGAAAAUCCCGAAGUCACUGAUGAGGAGGACAGUUUGUCUCUGUUAAUGAAUGUUAUAGAAAGUGAAGAUUUGAGCAGUGUUCUUAGUGACAUGCCCUGGAAUCUUAUAUGAUAGGAUUCCUCUAAACACACUUUGAGUAUUCCUUGGAAUGAUACCUUUAGAAACAGUACUGGCGGACAGUAAAGAAAGUUUCUGAAACAUAGCAGAUUAUCAUAAAUAAUGUGUUAAACUGCUCGAGACUUCUUUUAUUCUAGAUAGAUAGAUACUAGAUAGUGAGUUUUAUUAGUAGUUAGAAAAUGGAACCUAGGCCUUCUGGUUGAAUUACGUAAAUGUUUAGAUAUAAGUCACUUAAAAUACAUCAUGGAGUUAUGUGUUAUAAAUAAAAAGUAUUUUUAAAUCAA
Molecule: messenger RNA, 8114 nt
Organism: Paramuricea clavata
Lineage: Eukaryota; Metazoa; Cnidaria; Anthozoa; Malacalcyonacea; Plexauridae
Source: the annotation of a GenBank genome assembly